AAAUUGAGCAACGAGUGGACGCCAUCAGAUCAACAAGCAAAUUGUGACAUUUAUCGUUGGCGGGCCUACUUGAUAAAAUAUUAACAUUUGCUCUAAACAUCGAUUGAAAUAACUAAUCAAGAUGUUAAAUACCGACAUGUGGAACCCUGAUAACACAUUAAAAAUCUUAAUAGCUUCGGACAUACAUUUGGGCCAUGAAGAAAGCGACCCGGUGCGUGGUGAGGAUAGCUUCCUUGCUUUUGAAGAGGUACUGGCAGAGGCGGCGGCGCGCGACGUCGACCUCGUGCUGCUGGGCGGUGACUUGUUCCACCACUCCAAGCCCUCGCCCGCCUGCAUGUUCAAGUGCACCGAGCUCAUCCGCCAGCACUGCUUUGGCGACAAGCCGGUUCGCGUCGAGUUGCUGUCAGAUCAACUAGAGAACUUCUCACGCAAUAUUAACUACGAGGAUCCCAAUCUCAACGUCUCAUUUCCUAUUUUGUCUAUCCACGGCAACCACGAUGACCCCGUGGGGCAGGGCAGCGUGAGUUCGCUGGACAUUCUGUCCAUCACUGGGCUCGUCAACUAUUUCGGCAAGUGGAGUGACUACACGCGCGUGCGCAUCUCGCCUGUGCUGCUGCGCAAGGGCUCCACGCAGCUCGCGCUCUAUGGUCUCAGUCAUCUUAAGGACCAGCGUCUUGCACGACUUUUUGCUGAGAAGAAAGUUGAAAUGGAGAUGGUGGAUGACAGCAAUAAUUGGUUCAACAUGCUGGUUCUGCACCAGAAUCGCGCAGACCGAGGCCCAGGUAACUUCAUACCAGAAAAAGUACUACCAAAGUUCUUGGACCUGGUGGUUUGGGGUCACGAGCAUGACAGUUUAGUGUUCCCCAUUAAGGGAGAAAAGAAUGAUGAUUUUAUGGUGGUGCAGCCAGGUAGCACAGUGGCUACGUCCCUGGCUGCAGGAGAGGCACUUCAGAAACAUUGUGCACUGUUAGAAAUCCACGGAACCAACUACAAAGUUACCCCGAUUCCUCUUAAAACUGUUAGACCAUUCAUCUUUAAAACUAUAGUUCUAUCUGAAGAGGAUCUCGGGGAGGAGGAGGUCAACGAGCAUGAGAAGGUGCAGGAAUUUCUGAAGAAUAAAGUGAACGAGGCCAUUGAAGAGGCAAACAAUCUCCGCAGCGGGCAUCCCAAACAGCCAACCCUACCACUUAUAAGAUUGAGUGUGUUUUAUGAGCGGCCGAGCCAGGAUUUUAACAGGAUGCGAUUCGGUCAGAAUUUCACUGGACAGGUCGCCAAUCCAAAUGACGUUUUGAUUAUGAAGCGAGAGAAAAAGUACAGAGAACGAAAGGAGACAGAGGAAACGGAAGAGGUGGACGUGGCCCGUGCGGCGCACGAAGCGGCCGACGUCGAGGCCUUACUGGCCGCGUACUAUGCCGCGCUGCCGCCGGCGCGCCAGCCCGUCGUGCUGAGCGCGCGCGCCGCGACCGAGGCCGUGCGUGACUUCACGCUCAAACACGACGACGGCGUGUUCCGCCGCGUGUUCGACGCGCACCGCCGCCGCGCCGUCGAGGCGCUGCUCGACUCCACCGCCGAGACGGACGAAGAGAUCAUGGAGCGUAUGCGGCUGGCCAAAGACGUGCUGGAUUCUACCGAUCUCGAUCAGCUAAAGAUGCUCGUGGAUCUGAACAUCGUAGGGGAUCCCGCUCCGAAAACUAAGCCGCGCGCGACCAGCAAAGCGGCCGUUAAGACGUUAGUGGUAGUUUCGAGCGACGACGAGUCAUUGGAGCCAUCGAACACGUCACGCGGGGGCAAAGCGACGCGAUCGCGGGGCCGCGGGCCGCGCGGGCCGCGGGGCCGGCCGGCGCGCGCGGCGGCGUCGCCCGCGCCCGCGCCCGCCACGCCGGAGCCCGAGCGCCGCGCGCCGCGCCGCGCCGCCACCAAGGCCUCGUGGCUGACGGGCGCCGCUGCCGGCCGCACGCGUAACUCCUCCAGUAUCGAGGACUCCGAUUGAGCUGUACCGUUGCCGACCUGAUUGACCGACUUUGGUCUUAAUUUUAUCACAAAGGAGGUCUAGUUCUUUAGUUCGCGGCCGGAUCGCGAGAUGUGGUCAAAGGUCUAAGUAAGCUUAAUAUUUAGGUGAAAAAAAGUCAACUCAAAGUUAUAAAAAAUUAAAAAACAAAUUUUCUUUAUUUCAUAUUUGGAUAUAGCCAGCCAGCCGAGCCAGGUGUGAUUUAUGUCCGAGACUCGCUGGCGUGUAGGCAAGAUCCCGCAUAUUGCAGGCUUAUUAAUUAUUUGUAUAAAUUCGUUCUGUACAGUCCACAUCAGAUAUAUCGGAGUCAAGGUGAUCACAAAUAUCUGAACAGACCUCUAUUGUCAAUGUGAUAAGGCGUGUUCAGAUAUUUUUGCGCGCCCCGGCCGCUCAGACUUAACUGAUGGCGACUGUAUUUGUCUUGAGUUGUGUGGGAAUGGUUUAAUGUGAUGUCAUUAUUUUUAAGUAAAAUGUCUUUCCAAAACCGAUUGUAGUUCAUAUGAUAUCUAUAUUUCUAAGUUCAAAUACAUAAAAUAAAAGCUUUUAUUUUGAUUACCUU
Leguminivora glycinivorella is the source of this 2567-nucleotide messenger RNA. It is a transcript of the gene mre11, whose product is annotated as double-strand break repair protein MRE11. Lineage: Eukaryota; Metazoa; Arthropoda; Insecta; Lepidoptera; Tortricidae. Gene Ontology annotation, biological process: telomere maintenance; double-strand break repair via nonhomologous end joining; meiotic DNA double-strand break formation. Gene Ontology annotation, cellular component: nucleus; Mre11 complex. Bases 122 to 1990 code for a protein of 622 amino acids. The transcript has a single exon. The record is from RefSeq and is a predicted model, not a curated record. Gene Ontology annotation, molecular function: 3'-5'-DNA exonuclease activity; manganese ion binding; DNA endonuclease activity.